AUGGCUCUUUUUGCCCAUCUCUGCGAGGGUUUCGCCGAGGUGUAUCCCAACACGGCGCUCUUCCGCCACUACUUCUUUCCUCGGAGCCAAAAGGAGGGCUCCAUUUCCAGUUGUGUCGCCUGGAUCCCAAGGAGCCAGGAGUUCUUCGACAACCUGUCGAAGAAGUCCGUCCAUGCCGAGCCAUUGCUCAUCCAGGACACCAGCCAAGUGGAGUUGGACGACAUUGCCGCCAGGGCGGCGGAGGCGGAGCUUGCCAAGGAGGCUGGCAGCGCCAACCACGUGGAGGACGAGGCCAAGGCUGCCGCGGAGGAGAAGGAGCUUGCCGGGUGGGAGGAGUUCGCUGGGGAGGCCAGCAGCACCGACACGGGGGGCCCUCUCAUUGAAGACGUGGUCGAUGAGUCGACUGAGGAGGAGGCCGAGGCCGACGACCCUCCGAAUCCUUCCCCGGCGGACCCGGAGGACGUUGACACCGUCAUCGAGGAGGUUGCCAGGGACGCCGCGGCCGAGGCCAACAAGAUCGCUGCCGAGGAGGCCGCCAAGACUGCCGCUGAAGAGGACGCCAAGGGGUCUGCUGAAGAGGCCGGCAAGGCCGCUACCAACGAGACCGGCAAGAAGCUCCAGGCGCUUCACCGCGCCCGCCUAGACAAGGCCAAGUCCAGGAUGGCGGUGGUGGACAAGGCGGAGGUGGUCCUCAAGGAGCGCGUCGCCGAGACGCAGACCGACAUCGAGAAGGCCCAGGAGCUGGCGAGGGAGCAGGUUGCGAAGGAUGAGGCCACUCGGCACCAGCACCAGGCUGAGCUAAACUCCCAGGAGGAGGAUCUUGCCGCUCGUGAGGAGAUGCUCGCCACAACACUUCGCGGCAAGGAUGAGGAGCUCUCCAAGGCUAACGACUCCAUUAAAGACCUGAAGCUAAAGCUGGAGGGUCUUGAGGAGAUGCUUUCGGGGGUCAGGGCCCGGGAGGAGACCCUGACCAAAGAUCUGUAG
This is a messenger RNA of Aegilops tauschii subsp. strangulata, 984 nucleotides long. NCBI's taxonomy places the organism in Eukaryota, Viridiplantae, Streptophyta, Magnoliopsida, Poales, Poaceae. The record is from RefSeq and is a predicted model, not a curated record.